Messenger RNA from Dromiciops gliroides (monito del monte), 5207 nucleotides. RefSeq names its product matrix metallopeptidase 2 (gene MMP2). NCBI's taxonomy places the organism in Eukaryota, Metazoa, Chordata, Mammalia, Microbiotheria, Microbiotheriidae. Gene Ontology annotation, cellular component: extracellular matrix. Bases 233 to 2224 code for a protein of 663 amino acids. Gene Ontology annotation, biological process: proteolysis; tissue remodeling; response to hypoxia. Gene Ontology annotation, molecular function: zinc ion binding; metalloendopeptidase activity. The transcript is spliced from 13 exons. The record is from RefSeq and is a predicted model, not a curated record.
GGUUUAAACAUACAAAGGAAUUGCUGGGACCAGCAAAAGGGCAGGCUGCACGGAGCGGAGUGGAGUAGAGGGGAGGGAAGGAGAGGGGAGGGGAACGAGCGAGCUAGAGGCUGCUCGGCGUGCGGGCUGGAGACGAUGCGCGGUUGAGAAAGAAGGCGGAGACGUGGAUUGGAGACUCACAGAGCCCCCCUCUUAGAUCGCGACUGCACAAACACUUUGAGGAACGACUACGAUGACUCCGGCAGCCCCCGGGGUCCUGGGAUUUCUCCUCCCUGCCCUCUGGCUCCACUCCAGCGUUUUCCACCAAACUUGGGCAGCCCCGUCCCCAAUCAUCAAGUUCCCGGGCGAUGUCUCUCCCAAAACAGACAAAGAGUUGGCUGUACAAUACCUGAACACAUUCUAUGGCUGCCCCAAGGAGAGCUGCAACCUGUUUGUGCUGAAGGAUACCCUGAAGAAGAUGCAGAAAUUCUUUGGACUUCCAGAGACAGGAGAACUAGACCAGAGCACUAUUGAGACCAUGAAGAAGCCACGAUGUGGGAACCCUGAUGUGGCCAACUACAACUUCUUCCCCCGGAGACCCAAGUGGGAGAAGAACCAGAUCACAUACAGGAUCAUUGGUUACACACCUGAUCUGGACCCUGAGACUGUGGAUGAUGCUUUUGCUCGAGCCUUUAAGGUCUGGAGUGAUGUGACACCCCUUAGGUUUUCACGUAUCCAUGAUGGGGAAGCUGACAUCAUGAUCAACUUUGGUCGUUGGGAGCAUGGGGAUGGGUACCCCUUUGAUGGGAAAGAUGGACUCCUGGCUCAUGCCUUCGCUCCUGGCACUGGUGUAGGAGGAGAUUCCCAUUUUGAUGAUGAUGAGCUAUGGACCCUGGGAGAAGGGCAAGUGGUCCGAGUAAAAUAUGGGAAUGCUGAUGGUGAGUAUUGUAAGUUUCCCUUCCUGUUCAACGACAAGGAAUACACCAGUUGCACUGAUGCUGGCCGGAGUGAUGGCUUCCUCUGGUGUGCGACUUCCUACAACUUUGACAGCGAUGGGAAGUAUGGUUUCUGUCCCCAUGAAGCCCUGUUUACCAUGGGUGGGAAUGCUGAGGGGCAGCCUUGCAAAUUCCCAUUCAAGUUCCAGGGUACCUCUUAUGACAGCUGUACUACUGAGGGCCGAACAGAUGGCUACCGUUGGUGUGGCACUACCGAGGACUAUGAUCGUGACAAGAAAUAUGGUUUCUGUCCUGAGACUGCCAUGUCAACUGUUGGGGGGAACUCUGAGGGUGCCCCAUGUGUCUUUCCCUUCACUUUCUUGGGCAACAAGCAUGAAUCCUGUACGAGUGCUGGCCGCAGUGAUGGCAAAAUGUGGUGUGCCACAACAACCAACUAUGAUGAUGAUCGAAAGUGGGGUUUUUGCCCUGACCAAGGGUAUAGCCUGUUCCUUGUGGCAGCCCAUGAGUUUGGUCAUGCUAUGGGGCUGGAGCACUCAGAAGACCCUGGGGCAUUGAUGGCACCAAUCUACACAUACACCAAGAAUUUCCGCCUAUCCAAUGAUGACAUCAAGGGCAUUCGGGAGCUGUAUGGGUCCUCCACUGACACCGACACUGGGACUGACACUGGCCCUACCCCCACUCCGGGGCCUGUCACUCCUGAGAUCUGCAAACCGGACACACACAUUGUGUUUGAUGGCAUCUCACAGAUUAGAGGAGAAACAUUCUUCUUUAAGGACAGGUUCAUGUGGCGGACGGCAAACUCAAGGGAGAAGCCCACUGGGCCCUUGCUUGUGGCCACAUUCUGGCCAGAAGUUCCUGAGAAGAUAGAUGCAGUGUAUGAGGCCCCACAGGAGGAAAAGGCUGUGUUCUUCUCAGGGGAUGAAUACUGGGUCUACUCAGCCAGCACCCUGGAGCGGGGCUAUCCUAAGAAGCUAACUAGCCUCGGGCUGCCUCCAGAUGUUCAGCAUGUGGAUGCUGCCUUCAGCUGGAGCAAAAACAAGAAGACUUAUAUCUUUUCUGGAGACAAGUUCUGGAGGUACAAUGAAGUUAAGAAGAAAAUGGAUCCUGGCUUCCCCAAGCUUAUCGCUGAUGCCUGGAAUGGCAUCCCUGACAAUCUGGAUGCUGUGGUAGAACUGCAGGGAAGUGGACACAGCUAUUUCUUCAAGGACUGGUAUUACCUUAAACUGGAGAACAAGAGUCUGAAAAUUGUAAAAGUUGGAAACAUCAAAACCGACUGGCUGAGCUGCUGAACUAUGCAAACUCUCUGUAACACAAUAUUUACAUCUCUUAUCCCUCCCUCCCAUCUUGGUCACUAGCUAGAUCUAAAUACUCGUUACUAGCCCAGGCUGGUACUGGUUGCCCCAAGCAUUAAGGACCUACUGGUCAAUUCUCUCACAUUUUGGUAAUUUAAGAUUUUGUACAGUGGCCUCCCCUCCUAUCCCAAUUCUCUAACCCAGGGAUAUAGAUGUUUAUUAUAUAUACCCCUAUCUCCUCCCUUUCCCUGUCCUGCUCUACCUCCGGGCCCCCAGUAGGGGUUGAAUGAGCCACGGAGGGUCUCCUCGUGUUUACCCCCUGCCUCUGAGGAGAGGAGAUAUUUGGAUAUCUUCUGGGUAGCCCUGCCCAGGGUUGCCCUGGUGCUGUCUCCACUUAAAGACCUUUCUCCCUCCUUUGCUCCUGUAUGACAUCUCUUAAUCCUCAAAGCCCAGCAGAGACUAUCUGGAUUGGGCACUGGUGGCCCUGACAGCCUGCCAUGGAGCCCUGGGAGCGAGACAUGGUAUAAUGGCAGCUGUGUUAAUAUGCUUUAACACAACUGGCUGCCCUAGUACUAGAUUCACUAGCCAUUUGCUUCAAUGCACUUUGGUCUUUGUUUGUUUGUUUGUUGUUUAAAAUUCAUUUCUGGACAGAAGGACUCAGGUUUUCUGAAGUCACUGCAUGAUGUGCCCGGGACACAUAAUAAUGUUUAACUGGUUCAGGUUUUAUAGCAUUUUCCCAACUGUCAUGACCCCUUCACAUCUGGUGGAGGGGGAAAAAAAAGCCACAGUUCUUCCCCUUCCCACUCCUUCCUUCCCUGUGAGAUAUGUCAACAAGUAUGAAUAAAGGAAUCCAUUGUUCCCGGGAGUGUUUGAGGAGCAUUGCAGCAGCUCAUGGGAGAGGUAGGUAGCUACAGCAGCAGAAAAGAGAAGGGCCUCAACUGGAGCAAAUUCUCAAACCCUCUUCCCAUUGAUGGGGGAAGAUGGUCUAGCAUGCCUGUCCUGCAGGCAAGAUAUAAAGAAGAUCCUCCACAUAGAGGUAGUUCACAAACUAGAAAACCUUUGGUAUAAUGUGACACAGGGGAAAGAACACCAGACUAGAAGUAAGGAGACCUGAAUUGUACUACAGUCUCUGAAACUAAUUGGUCUGUAAAUUUGGUCAAUUUACUUCAUAUCACCAGAUCUCAGUUUCCCCCUUUAUGAAAUGAGGGGGACAGACCAGGUCACCUCCAAGAUGUCUUCUAAUUCUUCCAUUCUCAUGUUCCCUCUUUCAAACAGAUCAUUUAGGACAAGAAAGAGGGUAGGGUGGAAUGGAAGUUACAAAUAAUGAAUAUAGCAUUUAUUAAGCACUUAACUAUUUGCAAAGCGCUGUGGUAAAUCCUGGGGAUACAAAUAGAAAAAUAAGACAGUCCUUGCUCUCAAGGGGCUCACAUUUUAAAGGGGGGUAAUAAUACAUAGGAUGGUUUCAGUUGCAAGUCAGAUGGAAAAUUCCCACAGUUUCUAGGAUGCAACAGCACAGCCAAUGGUAAUGCCCUUUCUUGCAUGUCACUUCCACUGAUAAAAAUCACAUCAGUAUUUGAUAAUGAAUCAUUUGACAAGUAUCAAGGACUUUGGUGAUAAGACUUUUCUUUUGGGGAUCUUCAAAAAUGUGGCUGUAGCACCUAUAGAAGCAAUUCCCAGGCUGUAUCUCCAUGGAUGUUGCUUCCCAGGAUGAUGGCUGAGGGUAUUGGGUUUGAAGUAUCAUUCUUCCAAAAGUUUUUGGGUUCAAAGUCUUGAGGGGUGUCCACCAGUGUCUGAAGGUUGAUGGUGAUCAAGUUGGUGGUGGUUUUAUUUGCCUAGCACAUGCUGCUUCCUAUCUCUCCCUCAUAAUAUUCUGCUGCUUUGGCUAUGCUGGCUUGCCUGCCUUCUAUAUCAUUAUAUAUCAGUUGGAUGGCAGUCAUUUAGUAGAGUUGUUCUCAAGAUGAUGCUUUAAGUCAGUGCCUUCCUCUUCUCUACCCUCUCACCCACAGUUCUUACCCCCUCCUUUCUGACCAAGUCCUAGAAAGUGAAAGAGAGAAAACUAUAGUGGCUAGUUGAAUGUAUCCAGAACUGGAUGCUCACAGAUGUAAUUAGGGACAGGAAUGAAUAUACAAAACAGGUUGGAAAAAAUCCCCAACCCAGUAGACAGAUUGGGAUUAAAGGAUUUAGAGCUGUAAAGAUCUUUAGAGGACAGAGUCCAACCCCCUCAGUGUAGAGAUGAGAAAACUUAGGCUCAGAAGACCAAGAAGUGACUUGCCCAGGGUCAAAAUGGUAGCAAACAGCAAGUCCACAAAUAACACCCAGGUACCCUGACUCCAAAUGAAGUGCUCUUUCUACAACACAAAUCUGCUUCUGUUGUUUCAGUCUCAGGAUAGCAUUCCAGACAGUGCUCUCUGGAAGAAUAUUAAUAGUGCAGUUAACCUGUUGAGAGGUGUAGUCACAGAGAUUGUGCCCAAGUCCCUCUGCACUGGGUCCAGCCUCUUGUCUAUAAAUCAACAAAGCAUUCAUUCAUUAUCAAGUGACAAACAUUUAUGUGCAAGCCACUAGGUGCUGUGAAUACAAAAGUGAAAAACGACAGUCCCUGACCACAAAGAGUUUGCGUUCUAAUAGGGGAGGGGGUGCAAUACAUAUAAGGACUGGUGUCAAAGGAUGAGGGUUUUAAUAUAGGGCAGGAGUUCUUAACCUUUUCAAUAUCAUGGACCCUUUCUUAACAGUUUGGUAGACUAUGCACCCCUCCUCAGAAUAAUGCUUACUGUCUAUAUUCAUAAUGGAAGGAAAUGCUAAAUAAUAAUGAAAUACUAAAUUAAAGUUAGAGGUGAGUGAAAAUAAGGAUGUAAUUUUUUCCCAUCAAAAUCUGAAAUUUAUUCACAGAUGCUUUGGGGAUUUGGGGACACUGGAUUAAGAACUCUUGGUCUAGAUAGUCACAGGGAUUAUAAACAAUAAGGCAGUAGUAGAUUGUUACAAA